This is a messenger RNA of Laetiporus sulphureus 93-53, 300 nucleotides long. RefSeq lists its product as uncharacterized. NCBI's taxonomy places the organism in Eukaryota, Fungi, Basidiomycota, Agaricomycetes, Polyporales, Laetiporaceae. The record is from RefSeq and is a predicted model, not a curated record. The annotation marks the transcript as partial. The transcript has a single exon.
CCUCAAAGCUUAUAUCAUAACCCUCAACUGUAUCCUCAAAUGUUUCCCUGGCUAUUUCCAUAUGGCUUGGGAGGCCUAAACAAUGAUCGUGGAUCAAAACGGGUGUCCAAGUCCAAAAGAAAGCAACAGUUGCUUAUGUAUCAUGAUAAGUGUUUUCAAUUGAAACUUUAUUUUCCUCUCGUCACCUUUAACCAUGAACAGAUUAAAAAUGCGACCACUGCCAGGUUUUUGCUCAUCAAAAAACAAAAUUUUCAUGAGAUUGUGAACAGAAUCGUCAACUUGCCUUUGGCCACUCUGUAA